CUUCCGGUGCCGCAAGCUGUGAGCAACAGUUUCAGAAGUAAGCUGGCUCUCAUGGGAGCACUGGAAGAGGAAACUGGACAGCUGCAGACAGUGACGAGGCGAGCGGCUCUUCAACAAGAACAUGGAGAAGAUGUCACGGGUUACCACAGCCCUCGGCAGCAGCUCCAUCAGUGGCCGAACUAUGUUCUGCCACUUGGACGCUCCUGCCAACGCCAUCAGUGUGUGCCGUGACGCCACACAAGUGGUUGUAGCUGGCCGCAACAUCUUUAAGAUCUACGCCCUGGAGGAGGAGCAGUUUGUGGAGAAGCUGAACCUGCGCGUCGGCCGCAAACCCUCUCUCAACUUCAGCUGUGCGGAUGUCAUGUGGCAUCAGAUGGAGGAGAACCUGCUGGCCACAGCCGCCACCAACGGGGCGGUGGUCACCUGGAACCUGGGAAAACCCUCCCGUAACAAGCAGGACCAGCUGUUUACUGAGCACAAACGCACCGUGAACAAGGUGUGCUUCCACCCCACAGAGGUUUACAUGCUGCUGAGCGGUUCACAGGAUGGCUUCAUGAAGUGCUUCGAUCUGCGCAAGAAGGAGUCUGUCAGCACUUUCUCAGGUCAGUCAGAGAGUGUUCGGGACGUCCAGUUCAGCAUGAAGGAUUAUUUCACAUUUGCUGCUUCCUUUGAGAAUGGCAACGUCCAGCUGUGGGACAUCAGGCGGCCGGACCGCUAUGAGCGAAUGUUCACCGCCCAUACCGGCCCUGUGUUCUGCUGUGACUGGCACCCCGAUGACAGGGGAUGGCUGGCCACUGGGGGCCGGGACAAGAUGGUGAAAGUGUGGGACAUGACCACUAACCGGGCCAAGGAGAUCUAUUGUGUCCAGACGAUCGCCUCAGUGGCGCGGGUCAAGUGGCGGCCUGAGAGGAAGUUUCAUUUGGCCACCUGUUCCAUGAUGGUGGAUCACAACAUUUAUGUGUGGGAUGUCCGCAGACCUUUCAUUCCCUUCGCAACGUUUGAGGAACACAAGGAUGUGACCACUGGUAUUGUGUGGCGCCACCAGCACGACCCUCAUUUUCUGCUCUCUGGCUCUAAGGACAGCACGCUCUAUCAACACAUGUUCAAGGACGCCACUCGUCCCGUGGACAAGGCCAACCCUGAGGGUCUGUGCUUCGGACUGUUUGGUGACUUGGCCUUUGCAGCCAAGGAGAGUCUGAUCAGCAGUGACGCCAACAGAAAGCCUUACCCUGGAGGCGACCGCCGUUACCCCAUCUUUUUCUUCAAGAAGCCUGACCCGACAGAACAGUUUGCCCACGUGUCCAGCGCCCUUAGCGUCUUUGAGACGGACUUGGACAGUAACCGCAUGGACUGGUUUGUGAAGACAGCACAACUCUACCUCCUCUGUGGAAAGCCAUUUGCUGAGCUAUGUGAUCACAACGCCAAGGUCGCCCGGGAGCUCAAAAGACCUCAGGUUUCCACAACAUGGACCAUGUUGAGAAUCAUGUUUUCUGACCCAGCAAACCUCACAACGCCAGGUCCAAACCACAACCUCAGUAAACUGGGCACCUUGCCUUUAAUGAACAGUUUCAACAUGAAGGAAAUGAGUUCAGGGAUGGGCACGGAGAGCAGACUGGAACGCAGUAAAGGUGAGAGCAGGCAGGACAACAUCCACCUGGAGCCUGGGAACUCGCACAUCAGCAAUAACAAUGAAGAAAAUGAGGAGACAGAGGGCAGCGAUGGCCAGGCGGAGUAUAUGUUCGGUGAUGCAGAGUUAGAUGACGAUGACCUCUACUCUGUGGAGCACGACAACCAAACAGAAGAGCAGGAGUACACGCUGCCCCAGGAGGCCUUCCAGCUGCGCCACGAGAUCAUGGAUAACCCGUCCGCUCCGGAGCACCUUCAGCAGGACAAGGCCGACUCCCCGCACGUCAGCGGCAACGAGGCAGAGGUCACUUGUCUGACGCCCAUCGAGUCCUUCUCGCUCAUCUCCAUCUCCCAGCCGCUGUUCAGCCCACAUCUACCUGCCAGCUUCUUCUGUCCCAUCGUGCGGGAGAUGCUGAGCUACUACGCGGAGCAGGGUGACGUGCAGAUGGCCGUGUCUGUGCUAAUCGUUCUCGGGGAUCGGAUCCGUAAAGAGAUCGAUGACCUCACCCAGGAGCACUGGUACAUGUCCUACAUAGACCUGCUGCAGCGUUUUGAGUUGUGGAACGUGUCCAAUGAGGUCAUCAAGUUGAGUACGUGCAGCGCCAUCACCUGCCUGAACCAGACGUCCACCACGCUUCACAUCAACUGCAGCAACUGCAAGCGGCCAAUGAGCAACAAGGGCUGGAUAUGUGACAGGUGCCACCAGUGUGCCAGUGUGUGUGCAGUGUGCCACCAUGUGGUGAAGGGACUGUUUGUGUGGUGUCAGGGCUGCAGCCACGGCGGACAUCUGGAGCACAUCAUGAACUGGCUCAAGAGCAGCGCCCACUGCCCCGCUGGCUGCGGCCACCUGUUGUGUAAGCAUGAGAGGGGAAGAGAGAAGGGAUGACAUGCAGCAAAGGGCCGCGAGCUGGAAGCAAACUCACAGCCACUGCGGCAUGGACGCUGCCUUUGUACAUGGAGCCACUAACCACUAAGCUAAAUGUGAUUCGUAACAGAUUUCUACAGAUGCGUCUCAGUCCGCUCAAACUGUUUUUUGCAUCACUUGAAACGCAACAUGCAACGUCAAAUCCAGAGUGACUGAAGACCUGCUGAACACAGUCCACGCUGCUACUAUCAGAGCGCUAUGGAAGAGUUUGUCUGGCGCAACAGUGGAGUUCUGCACCGCAAUUUGACUUUCACAGUUAUUCGGAGGGUGAAAUGACAGAGCUCAGUUUCUCAUGCUUCUGUGCCACCAGUGUACCUCAUUGUGGCACCCACGUGGCAGAUGAAGCCAUGUGAGACCCAUAGAGCAAACACACUAGUGACUCCCUAAACUUGAAUAGGGAUAAAAUGAGUCAAUUGUGUGGUUUUUCUAGAGUUUACAAAUGCCAUUGGACCAAGUGGAUGAGAUUUUAAAAGUGUAAUGGGUCAUUUCAUGGGGGUUGUGAUACUUAAAAAAAAUGUAUCCACAGUUUUAUAGACGUUUCUUUCACCAUCCAUGUCUAUGGGAAAACAUCUUUAGGGCCCCAUAGCACCAUGUGAUGGGUGUAAUUCCACUUUUGUGGCCAAUACGGGUGCCUGCCGCACAUCAUGAGGGCUUGGGAGUGGCUGCAUAAUUAGUCACACCUUUGUCGUUACCACGGCAACCUGUGCAGACAGGUCGGUGAUGUAUGGACACAAAUCUGAGUCUGUCUUACUGGUCUGAUUUGCCUGCAGUCUC
Molecule: messenger RNA, 3325 nt
Organism: Plectropomus leopardus (leopard coralgrouper)
Lineage: Eukaryota; Metazoa; Chordata; Actinopteri; Perciformes; Serranidae
Source: RefSeq, a predicted model, not a curated record